This is a messenger RNA of Phaeoacremonium minimum UCRPA7, 1326 nucleotides long. Its product is annotated as putative nad dependent epimerase dehydratase family protein. Bases 1 to 1326 code for a protein of 441 amino acids. Lineage: Eukaryota; Fungi; Ascomycota; Sordariomycetes; Togniniales; Togniniaceae. The record is from RefSeq and is a predicted model, not a curated record. The transcript is spliced from 5 exons.
AUGACCUCGCCCGAUCUUUUGUUUCUACAGUCCAAUGGUAUAUUCCACGGGUUGCCUGUGUAUCCGAAAGAUGUGACAAAUCUCACUGCAAUUGUCACUGGAGCCACGGGCAUUUCGGGAUAUCACAUGCUGAAAGUCCUCUGCGCUGCUCCUGAGCGAUGGUCAAAAAUCUACACACUUUCGCGCCGGCCUCCUCCGGACUACUUCUUCAAGGAGUUGGGAGAUGGUGCAGACCGCAUUCAGCAUGUUGAGGCUGACUUCUUGGCAGAUCCAGAAAUACUAGCCAAGACAUUGAAAGACACAGUCGACAAAGUAGAUCAUGUUUUCUUCUUUUCCUACAUGCAGCCCGCUCAAAAAGGCGGUGUCUUGGGAAUGUGGUCCGAAGCGGAUGAAUUAGCCAAGGUUAACGGAAACCUGAUCGCGAACUUCCUCGAGGCUUUGAAGUUAGCCAACUUGGCCCCAAAGAGGUUUCUCUUGCAGACUGGAGCCAAACACUAUGGCUUUCAUAUCGGCCCAGCAACAAAUCCCUCUUUCGAGAGCGAUCCCCGGAUUUUGCUCGAGAACAACUUCUACUACCCUCAAGAAGACCAUUUAGCCAAGUACUGUUUAGAUACUGGAGCGCAAUGGAACGUUGUACGACCGUCUUACAUCAUAGGGGCUGUGCGAGAUAAUCUUCUCAACCACAUGGUCGGCAUUGGCGUAUAUGCUGCAGUUCAAGCCAAGCUCAACCAGCCUGUGAAAUUCCCCGGAGAUUAUAUAGCAUGGGAUAGAGAGUUCUGCCAGAGCACCGCAAUUCUGAAUGCAUAUCUUGAAGAAUGGGCGGUCCUGAACCCGAACGCUGGUAAUGAAGCGUUCAAUGCUCAGGACGGACUACCUUUCACGUGGGGUCGACUGUGGCCUUAUCUCGGUACAUGGUAUGGAACAUCUUGGACAGCUCCCGAGAACGAUCCUUCCAAGUACAGAGUCUCUGAGUCAAGAUGGAAGGAAACUCCAAGAGGCUACGGCCCACAAGGAGUAACCCAGACUUCUUUCAGCUUGCUUGAAUGGUCUGAGGACUCGAAGGUACAGGGAGCGUGGAAAGAGCUUGCCGAGAAACAUGGUUUGCUUUUGGACCCUUUCAAGGAUGCCGCACGGCGAGCACAGAUUUUCGCCAUGAGUGACUCUGCAAUUAUCGGAGGGUGGGCUCUCUCACUCAGCAUGCGAAAGGCUAGGAAAAUGGGUUUCCAUGGCAGCGUCGACUCUUAUGAGUCAGCUUUCCAUACACUAAGAGAUCUGUCAAAGCUCAAGGUGUUACCGCCUCUAGCCGUAACAGAAUAUGUCGAGUGA